UUUUUCUUUUUUUCCUUUUAAUCUUCAUCAAAUCAUAACUCCCAAUAACAGAAAGACACAAAGUAGAAGAAGGAGAAGAAAUGGGCUGCGUUUCGUCGAAGCUCUUUAGAAAAGAGCUUGAGAGGGAAAUCAUCACAAAACACAACAAUGGCGGCGGCGGCGGAGAUUUCGCGAACCACGUUGUCUCUCUCACUUCCAGCACUUACGGAGUUCUCAAACUCGACAACGAACGACAGCAACAAAAGCCCGUCGAAGAGCGUGUCGUGGCAGAGACCGCGAAGAAAUCGCAGUAUUCACCUCCGAGGGAGAACCCGGAAGUGAUCAACGCUUGGGAGCUAAUGGAGGGACUUGAAGAAAAAGAAGAAGAAGAAGAAGAAGAAGAAGAAAGAAAAUCCAUUUCCAAUCAGGUCAAGAAGAGCCCGAAAACGAGGGCACUCCUCAAAGGCUUCGGCGACAUCGACGCGAAGAGUCCAUUGAAGUUCUUGAACCAGAUCGGGUCUCCGAGAAAGGCGAAAAGCGGCGGAGGGGAAGAGAACAGAGUGAGUAAUCAGAGUUAUGGUAUUAGUGGAGGCAGAGGUAAAUGGGAUUAUAGCCCCAGACAGGUUUUGAGAGUGAGGAAUUCGAGUGAGAAUCGUUGUAAAGCGGUUUUGAGUUUGAGUUUUCCGGCUAAAGGGUCUCCGAUUAGUGCGAAAAGGGAGAGUUUCGGAAAAAGCCCUCUGUUUGAUCCGGAGCUUGUGGCUUCCUAUGAGAAGGAAUUGUCCGCUGAGGGAGGGGAGAUCAAGAGAAUGGUUUCCUUUUCACCUAAUGUCAAGAAAUCGAGGGAUUUUUCGGUCGAUUCGGAGGCGAUUCUGCUGUCUUUCGAGAAGAAAUGCCCGCCGGGGGGCGAGAAUUCGGUCGUGAUCUACACGGCGACGCUGCGGGGGAUUAGGAAAACGUUUGAGGACUGCAACAAGGUCAGAUCAAUCUUCCAAUCGCACCUAAUCCACGUGAUCGAGCGCGAUGUGUCGAUGGAUUCGGGGUUUCGAGAGGAGUUGAGGCGGCUAAUGGGGACUAAAGAAGUGAAAGUUCCACUUGUUUUUGUGAAGGGGAGAUUGGUGGGAGGAGCUGAUGAGGUGGUGAAGUUGGAGGAGGAAGGGAAGUUGGGAGCCCUUUUCGUCGGGAUCCCGAGGGCUUUCGGGUGUUGCGAAGGUUGCGCCGGGUUCAGAUUUGUCAUGUGUGGGAAAUGCAAUGGGAGCUGUAAGGUCUUGGAUGAGCAGCAAAAGAAGAUGGUGAGAUGUGGUGGGUGCAAUGAGAAUGGUUUAGUCCAUUGCCCUAUUUGUUAGUCUAAAAAAUUUUAAAGCUUUGAACUUAUUAUCAAGUCAUUUUGUUAAGAACAAGGAAAUGGGGUUUCUAAAGUGGGUUUUAGGCCUCAAUUAUUAUUGCUUGAUUGAUAUAUAUAUGUUGCACGCUUGUCGCUUGGUAUGUGAUUUCAUAGCCAGCAAUUUGAUAUGUAAUGUUUUGAUCAUGUAUGUAUUUUGAUUUUGGAAUAU
Messenger RNA from Morus notabilis, 1529 nucleotides. RefSeq lists its product as uncharacterized. The transcript has a single exon. The record is from RefSeq and is a predicted model, not a curated record. Bases 81 to 1322 code for a protein of 413 amino acids. Lineage: Eukaryota; Viridiplantae; Streptophyta; Magnoliopsida; Rosales; Moraceae.